This is a messenger RNA of Tripterygium wilfordii, 1465 nucleotides long. Its product is annotated as AMSH-like ubiquitin thioesterase 2. The record is from RefSeq and is a predicted model, not a curated record. The coding region runs from base 340 to 1185 and encodes 281 amino acids. Gene Ontology annotation, biological process: protein K63-linked deubiquitination. Gene Ontology annotation, cellular component: membrane; endosome. Gene Ontology annotation, molecular function: K63-linked deubiquitinase activity; metal-dependent deubiquitinase activity; protein binding. The transcript has 9 exons. Lineage: Eukaryota; Viridiplantae; Streptophyta; Magnoliopsida; Celastrales; Celastraceae.
GCUAAAGUAGGUUGAGAGGAGAUCAAACGCCUUCAAAGUUGAAACCAGGUUCUUCUCCUUGUUCUUCUGUUUUCUUCCUCGUCACUUUCCUUUUAGUCCUAUUGACUUUUAUGAUUCAAUUCCUCCAUGCAAAAAACAUGAUGGAAAAUUUCUCGAUUUACCUAGUUGCAGGUAAAAAAAAAAAAAAAUAAAAAAAAUGAAACCCUGGUUCUCUGGUCAUGCGAAUGAUUUGUUAUUUUUUGGCUUCAAGUUAUCAUCCAGAGCACUCCAUCAUUAAAUUCCCUUCUGAAUAGAAACGCUAAACCAAAGCUGUUGAGGCUCACUUUGUCUCGGGAGACCAUGUCAAUAACCGAUCCCUGUUUCAGGAUCAUUAAAGAGGAAGAAAGUGGGUUGGCGUCCUUUUAUCCAUGGGAUUCGACAACUAGUAUUUCUUCUCGGGAAUCCGUAUGUACAACCUUUGUUGAGUCGCAAGGAAAAUGUCAGCAUGUCUCUGUUCACUCUGUUACUCUAUCUUCUCCAUCCCCUGUACUUUCUUGCGUUCAAAAAGAAGCAAGAAAUUCACAUAUUUCACAUAUAUCAGUUGCUGAUUCCGAUACACAGUCGUGCAAUGAGCCUACGGCAUUGAAGGUUCUGCAGGAUGUACAUAUCUCUGCUCGGUUGAUGGAAGAUUUUCUUGAACUUGCUAGAGAAAAUACCGAGAAGGAUCUAGAGACAUGCGGAACCCUUGGUGCUAAACUUGAAGAAGGGACAUUCUAUGUUACCACCCUGAUAGUUCCCAAACAGGAAUCAUCGUCCAAUUCUUGUCAAGCUAUGAAUGAUGAAGAGGUUUUUGCUAUUCAAAACGAGCGUUCCCUUAGUCCUGUGGGAUGGAUCCAUACACAUCCUUCCCAAAGUUGUUUCCUGUCAUCGAUUGAUCUGCACACUCAAUACUCAUAUCAGGUAAUGGUACCAGAGGCCUUUGCAAUUGUCAUGGCUCCAACUGAUACCUCAAGGUGCUUGACUCUUAAAUUGACCUAUGGGAUAUUUCGGCUUACUGACCCUGGUGGAAUGUGUGUCCUGAAGGAAUGCCAAGAGAGAGGUUUUUAUCCUCACAAAGAACCGGAAGAUGGUACCCCUAUGUAUGAGCAGUGCAGUAAUGUUUACAAAAAUUCAAAUCUGAGGUUUGAAAUCUUUGAUUUACGCUGAUUCAUCCUUUGAUUCCACAAAUGCAAGUGUCUAUCUUAUAAGCUGUAUUAAGUGGAUUGGCAAGUAUACCCGGACAUGUAUCUGACCUCGUUUAUGUGUCGGAAUAAAAUGCGUAUGACCUGUUGAUGUAUAUUAAAGCAGCGAAAGGUAUAUGUGAAUAAUUUUCUGGAUUUUGAGCUGGAUGGUCCCUAGUGUGAAAAGUUUGGACGGUUGUAGAUGCCGUUAUGUGCCUUGAACUUCCAUUGAUACUUUGAUGAAGAAUUUUGGUUUGUUCCGACCA